This is a messenger RNA of Lottia gigantea (owl limpet), 2021 nucleotides long. RefSeq lists its product as hypothetical. Lineage: Eukaryota; Metazoa; Mollusca; Gastropoda; Lottiidae. Gene Ontology annotation, biological process: regulation of BMP signaling pathway. The transcript is spliced from 4 exons. Bases 117 to 869 code for a protein of 250 amino acids. The record is from RefSeq and is a predicted model, not a curated record.
CUACAACGACCGGAAGUUCUCCAUGUUUGUUUUGGAAUUUUGUCAAUAAGAAAGUUUGAAGAAUUUGUAAUUAAUAAAGACUUGAUUAAAAAGAAAUUGGUUUCUCCGGAACCAGUAUGGGACUUAUUAAAGAAGUGAUAGUAACUGUACUAUCGAUACUGGCUAUAGUUCUCCUAUCAGAAGCUUGCAAUGAGGAUAUCUGUGGACCUCAAGUCAGUAAAUGUAUGUUGAUAAAAUGCUGUGAAUGUGACAUGUCAGAUAAGAAGAACUGUACUUGCUGUAAUGAUUGUCAAGUCUGUUUGUCCAAGUUUUAUACUGAAUGCUGUGAUUGUGUGGGUCUGUGUGCUAAACAAGAUCCUCAUGACACACCACGUAAAACGAGCUCUGUAGAAGAUUUAAUAGAUCCUAUACCUGAUUUAUUUAAAGUCCUAACUGAACAAGUUGAUAGGUUAAUGAGAUGGACGUCAAAAUCUUACCCAGCGUUAUCAGAGGUGUUUACUAAACCUAGUGGUAAUAACAUGGACACUUCAUCUACAUUUGAUGUAGGUAAAUCCCUAGAGAAGGCUAUAGAAGAAGAACUAUUGUCCAAACAGAACUGUACAGUGGCCUUCAUGUCACAAUGUAUGUCCAUCAGAAAGUGUAAGCUAUCUUGUAAAUCUAUGGGUGCUGCUAAAUACAGGUGGUUUCAUGACAAUGCCUGUUGUGAAUGUAUCAGUUCCACAUGUUAUGACUAUGGAUUAAAUCAACCCCAGUGCCUUAAAUGUCCUCUAGAUGAUGAGUUACUAGAAUUGGAACUGGCUGAGGGGGUGAAGAACGAAGGAGCCGGGCAAAUGCUUUCUGCUGUUGAAAGAAUGAUGGACAAAGUUUGAAGACUCUUAUCAAACUAUGUAACUUCUGUGCUUAUUUAUUAAGUUAAAGGACACAAUAUUAGGGCACAAAUUAAACAGAUUCUCCAAUUUUAGAAAUGGAUGAUUUUUGAUUUUGGUAAAGGGAGAUAAUUUGAUUGUCAGAUGAAGUUGGGUCUGAAAAUAAUUCCAAAUUUGUAAUACUGUUCACAAGUUUGAUAAAUUCAGAACUCUGAUAAAAUAUGUUAUAUUUAGAACUUCAAUCGUGGCUACAGCAGCUCUAAUUUUUAAUAAACAAUUAUAACGAACAAAAAAAAAUGAAAACUUACAAAAGUGCCAGAAAGAUCUAAAUUAGAGUAAUUUUCAAUUGUAGAAGCCAAUUAUUAUGCUGUUUGUGCCCAUUUUAAAUCCAUACAUUUUACACAAUUUAGCAUGUUGCAUUAUUCAUCCUUCAAGCUAAGUCAAUUUUAAUCAAAAUGAUGAUCCCACAGAGUUAGUUAUUAUAUUUAAUGAGUAUGAUAAUCAAAAUGUGCCUUGCAAUCAAUUUUAUGCUCUUAGUCAUCUUAGACUUUAUUGAUUUCUUUUUGUCCAAGUUGAUGAACUUCUUCACUGUUGUGUCAUGCAUUUCACAUUUCUGUGUAUAUUCCUUAAAUUGUGUCUGUCUAAGAAUGUCCUUUAUAUCACUAUUACAGCUGGACAUUUAAGGUCUUCUGUUGGACAUUACUGGCUUCAAAAGCUAGGGGUCAUAUAAGGUUGUGCAUUUUUAAUUCUUGAUAAAUUUGUGUUCAUUUCAUCCAGAAUUUAUAGUAGAUGGUUUCUGAAUUUUUUUGUCUUUUUUUUUUAAUUUUUAUAACAUUAGAUCAUUCCUAUAGCAAGCUCUAGUUUGUUAUUCAAUAGCUUUAAUUAAUAUGCAAGAUAUGUUUAAUUUAUGUGCAUAUAUUUUGCAUAUCAAUGAGUAGUUAGUAAUUGUAUAUUUUGAUUAAUUAUUAGAUCUGUAUACUGCUUUUUAAGGAAAAUUCUGAUUUUUUCAACUUUAUAACUACAUCUGACAGAUGUCUGUUCAUUUGUAGUCAGAAAAACUAAGGUUGUGUUUUUGUUUAUACUCUAUAUUUUUAUAGAUCUUUUUACAUAUAUUUCCAUUCUGUAUCUUUAUAUAAUAAAGUGCUUUAUAGACAA